Molecule: messenger RNA, 1154 nt
Organism: Vitis vinifera (wine grape)
Lineage: Eukaryota; Viridiplantae; Streptophyta; Magnoliopsida; Vitales; Vitaceae
Exons: 3
Coding region: 279-1010 (243 amino acids)
Source: RefSeq, a predicted model, not a curated record
UCUAGUCAAGCCCUAAGUUGCUUCUAGACUUCUAGUCAAGCCCCAAAUUGCCCCAAAUUGCGAAGAAGACGUGUCGACCGGCUUACGUACUUAAAACGCGUUGGACGGCUGUCGUUAACAUCGCGCAGAAACGCCUCCCCACUCUGUAUACUAUAUAUAGACCUCCCCACUCUGUAUACUUCAUAUAGACAGACACACAAGACAUGAAGCAACGAAGCAAAUAAGAGCGACAGAUCUGGUCUGUGAGAAAGAGGCAAGAGGUCGAGAUCAGAUUAAAGAUGAAUAUCCCUGACCUAACCCUACCGAUCCCCCACAUCACCAUCAACAUUGUGGAAAUGAACUGGCAAGAACAACGAAAUUUCAUGUUUAUUGAGUCUUCCGCUUUCAUCAACAAUGUACAACAACCGGAUUUCAUGCCCACUUAUCUUACCGCCAUUCUCGCCCUUGUUGCUUUCUUUGUUCCAGCGCUCCUUGACCUCAUUGAUUUGAAGUUCCAGAAAGAGGCCAACUCAGUAUUUGAAGCCCACCCUGCAACCACCAUGAUGGCCUUUGCUACCUUACUAGCAUUUGUCUUGGCAUUCGGAAUCGACUUCACCUUCCAUUCUUCUCAUUUCUCUCCUAUUUGUGCUGCUCUCCUCCGCACUGCCAUGAUGUUUUCUGGUUCCCUCUUAUUGGCUUCAUUGGCAUCACUAUUGUUGCCUGAUGCAUUGCGGCCCUUUCUAUAUGUCUUCUACGCUUUCCUCUCUCUUGCCAACAUGCAUGACCUACUCCGGAAAUGCUCUCUCUGGAUUCACCUUAAGAUCAUGGACAACCUUGAUACAGUAUUAACAGCUAUGCAACAGAGGCACAUGAGAAGAAGGGACUCAAAACAACUAGGGAUAAGGGUUUCUGACGAUUACUGGUGCAAGGGGUUCUUCAUCAGGGAAGAAGAGUGGCAGAGCCCUCCUUUUGUGGUAAUUCCAAUUGCAAACUAUUUGAAGAUUCCCACUUGCACACACACCUUAAUAUGAAAUAUGACAUGUAUCAUCUGAUUUCUUAUUCAUUCUACUUUAUGACCUAAAGGUUCAUUUAGAUGCUGCUGUUGCAGCAAUAGUGGCAUCAAGAAGAGAUUAGAACUUGACAAUCAUUUUGUCUUGAGAUUAAAGAUUUCUCCU